UUAGUGUGCCCUUGUAGUUGAGGAUAAGCUUUAGACUGUGUUUAUUAUAGAAAUUCAAAACAUGUCUGUCUAGUGCGUGAGCUGCCACACGCGGUUGUGUGGUGUGCCACAUGCUAACUGGUUUGCUAGCAGGCUGAUACGGACUAAGUGUUGGUCUACAUGUAGCUUCGCACUGAGUAAAUGUUGCAGUUCUAAUACAUUUGUAGGCGACCACCUGUAUAGCCGUUAAACAUGCAAAACGACGCUGGUGAAUUCGUGGACCUCUACGUUCCACGCAAAUGCUCUGCUAGCAACAGAAUCAUUGGAGCCAAGGACCAUGCCUCCGUCCAGAUCAACUUUGCUGAGGUCGACAAGGCAACCGGUCGCUUCAACGGUCAGUUCAAGACCUAUGCUAUCUGUGGCGCCAUCCGCAGAAUGGGUGAGUCCGACGACUCCAUCCUGAGAUUGGCAAAGAACGAUGCCAUUGUUGCAAAGGUGAGAGUGCCCCCAUCCUUAGGGCAGAGUAAGAAAAUGAUGUGAAUCAGAUGCUGUGGCACAGUCAUCAGAUCUCUACCCAGGUGAACACCUAUGGGAGAUGUUGGAGCAACAUGUUAGACAGCAUUUUCACCACCACCACCAUCAUCUAAACACCACAUGAGGGAACAUCUGUUAUAAAGAUGGUGUCCAUCCCUCCGGUAGAGCUCAAGAGACUUGGAGAGUCAGUGCCAAGGUGCUGAAGCUGUUCUGGUGCCACAUGGAGGCCUGGCACCUGACUGAGACACUUCCUGUUGGGUUGUCCUUUCAUUUGUCACACGCCUGUAUGUGCACAUGUGAUAGAGUUCACUUUAUCACUGCCCCACACACACCACUUGUCAUUCAGUUGUGUGUUAGAUCAACUUCAACGUUUUGGCAAAGUGUGGAAUAUUUCUAUUUUUAUACAAAAUAUAAAGCAUGCAUGAGCAAGUACAAAGAUAAAUAGUAAUGAUGGAUAAAAUGGUUUUCUC
This is a messenger RNA of Monopterus albus (swamp eel), 983 nucleotides long. RefSeq names its product ribosomal protein S21 (gene rps21). Gene Ontology annotation, biological process: translation. The record is from RefSeq and is a predicted model, not a curated record. NCBI's taxonomy places the organism in Eukaryota, Metazoa, Chordata, Actinopteri, Synbranchiformes, Synbranchidae. Bases 232 to 519 code for a protein of 95 amino acids. The transcript has 6 exons. Gene Ontology annotation, molecular function: structural constituent of ribosome. Gene Ontology annotation, cellular component: ribosome.